Miniopterus natalensis is the source of this 4910-nucleotide messenger RNA. It is a transcript of the gene DISP1, whose product is annotated as dispatched RND transporter family member 1. Lineage: Eukaryota; Metazoa; Chordata; Mammalia; Chiroptera; Miniopteridae. Gene Ontology annotation, molecular function: peptide transmembrane transporter activity. The record is from RefSeq and is a predicted model, not a curated record. Gene Ontology annotation, biological process: smoothened signaling pathway. Gene Ontology annotation, cellular component: membrane.
GCCGGAGCGCCCCGGGCGCUGGCGUCCUCUGUGGAGGCUCCUCGGCUGCCCCGCUGCUGCCGCCCUGAGCACCGUGGACCCGGAGACCCGGAGCCUAAAAAGAGUGGAAAUGGCUGGAGCAUCCCUCGACCUCCUAGAGGAGCAGGAUAUUUCGGAACCACUGGCCUAGCUCAUGGGCGUUGAAGUCAGACCUGAAUUUACCUCCAGUUUCCUAUCAGGCACGUUGGACAUAAAAUGAAUGAGAGAAAUGAGAUUCAUGUUUCCACAGCCCUGAAAUUCCUAUUGCUCACCCCCACAGGGUCAAGAAAUUGGAGCAUGGCCAUGAGCAAUGGAAACAGCGAUUUUGUGGCUCUGAGCAAUGGCAGCCUCGCAGCCAGUGCAGCCAACCCCAGUCCCCUGCCCCCCUGCGACGGAGACCUUGCAGCCCAGCAGCUCCCACCCAGAGAAGCACCAAGAGCAAAAGUGAGUCCAAACGGUUGCCUGCAAGUGAAUGGCACAGUUAAGUCAUCCUUCCUGCCUUUAGACAACCAAAGAACGACUCAGCUCUUGCCCCAGUGCUGCCAUCCCUGCCCAUACCACCACCCGUUGACUAGCCAUAGCAGUCACCAAGAGUGCCACCCCGAGGCUGGCUCCGUGUCCCCUUCCGCUUUGGCCUCGUGUUGCAUGCAGCCCCACGCAGAAUACUCCGCAUCUCUGUGCCCGCACCAUGCGCCCGUUUACCAGACUGCGUGCUGUCUCCAGCACUGCCCGUCCUUCUGCCUGCACCACCCGUGGCCCGAGCAUUUCCAGCACCAGCCCGCGCAGCGGCACGCAGCCAGCAUCAGACCAUCCAGACCUUUCAAGUUGCCAAAAAGUUACGCAGCCCUAAUAGCCGACUGGCCCGUGGUGGUCCUGGGCAUGUGCACUGUGCUCAUCGUGGUCUGUGCCUUGGUGGGAGUAUUGGUGCCAGAGCUUCCUGACUUCUCUGACCCAUUGCUGGGUUUUGAACCAAGAGGGACUACAAUAGGCCAGAGGCUGGUCACGUGGAAUAACAUGGUGAAAAACACAGGAUACAAAGCAACAUUAGCCAAUUAUCCCUUUAAAUAUGCAGAUGAGCAAGCCAAAAGCCACCGGGAUGACAGAUGGUCAGAUGACCAUUAUGAAAGAGAAAAGAGAGAAGUAGACUGGAACUUCCACAAAGACAGCUUCUUCUGUGAUGUCCCAAGUGACCGAUACUCCAGAGUAGUAUUCACUUCAGCUGGAGGGGACACAUUAUGGAAUUUACCAGCAAUUAAAUCGAUGUGCAAUGUAGAUAACACAAGGAUCAGGGCGCACCCGCAGUUCGGCGACCUGUGCCAGAGGACCACGGCCGCGUCCUGCUGCCCCAGCUGGACGCUGGGCAACUACAUCGCCAUCCUGAACAACCGCUCGUCCUGCCAGAAGAUCGUGGAGCGGGACGUGUCGCACACGCUGAAGCUGCUGCGCACGUGCGCCAAGCACUACCGCAACGGGACGCUGGAGCCCGACUGCUGGGACGCGGCGGCGCGCAGGAAGGACCAGCUCAAGUGCACGAGCGUGCCGCGCAAGUGCACCAAGUACAACGCCGUGUACCAGAUCCUGCACUACCUGGUGGACAAGGACUUCCUGGCGCCCCGCGCGGCCGAGCAGGCCCCGCCGGCGCUCAAGUACAGCAUGCUCGUGUCGCCCACCGAGAAGGGCGAGAGCAUGAUGGGCAUCUACCUGGACAACUUCGAGCGCUGGAACGCGUCGGACGGCGUGACCACGGUGGCCGGGAUCGAGUUCGGCAUCAAGCACAGCCUGUUUCAGGACUACCUGCUGAUGGACACCGUGUACCCCGCCAUCGCCAUGGCGCUCGUGCUGCUGGUCAUGUGCGCCUACACCAGGUCGGUGUUCAUCACGCUCAUGACCAUGUUCGCCAUCCUCAGCUCCCUGAUCGUCGCCUACUUCCUCUACCGCGUGGUGUUCGCCUUCGAGUUCUUCCCGUUCAUGAACCUCACGGCGCUCAUCAUCCUGGCGGGGAUCGGGGCGGACGACGCCUUCGUCCUGUGCGACGUCUGGAGCCACACCAAGGGCGACCGGCCGCGCGCGCGCACGGCGGAGACGGUGGGCGCGGCCCUGCGGCACGCCGCGCUCUCCAUGUUCGUCACCAGCUUCACCACGGCCGCCGCCUUCUACGCCAACUACGUGAGCAACAUCACGGCCAUCCGGUGCUUCGGCGUGUACGCGGGCACGGCCAUCCUGGUCAACUACCUGCUGAUGGUCACCUGGCUCCCGGCCGUGGUCGUGCUGCACGAGCGCUACCUGCUCAACAUGCUGGCGGGCCUGCGGCGGCCCCGCGCGCGGCCGUGCGACGGCAAGAGCUGCUGGACGGCCGCCCGCCGGACCUGCCACCGCCUGCUGUUCGCCGCGUCCGAGGCGUCGCGGAUUUUCUUCGAGAAGGUGCUGCCCUGCCUGGUCAUCAAGUUCCGCUACCUGUGGCUGGGCUGGUUCCUCGCCCUGACGGUGGGGGGCGCCUACAUCGUGUGCGUCCACCCCAAGAUGAAGCUGCCCUCCCUGGAGCUGUCCGAGUUCCAGGUCUUCCGGGCGUCGCACCCCUUCGAGCGCUACGAUGCCGAGUACAAGAAGCUGUUCAUGUUCGAGCGCGUCCGCCACGGGGAGGAGCUCCACAUGCCCAUCACGGUGAUCUGGGGCGUGUCCCCCGAGGACAACGGCAACCCGCUGAACCCCAAGAGCAAGGGGAGGCUGACCCUGGACAGCAGCUUCAACAUCGCCAGCCCGGCCUCCCAGGUCUGGAUUUUGCACUUCUGCCAGAAACUGCGAAACCAGACGUUCUUUUACCAGACGGACGAGCAGGACUUCACCAGCUGCUUCAUCGAGACCUUCAAGCGCUGGAUGGAAAACCAGGACUGCGACGAGCCGGCCCUGUACCCCUGCUGCAGCCGCUGGAGCUUCCCCUACAAGCAGGAGAUCUUCGAGCUGUGCAUCAAGAGGGCCAUCAUGGAGCUGGAGAGGAGCACGGGGUACCACCUGGACAGCAAGACGCCGGGGCCCCGGUUCGACAUCAACGACACCAUCAGGGCGGUGGUCCUGGAGUUCCAGAGCACCUACCUCUUCACGCUGGCCUACGAGAAGAUGCACCAGUUCUACAAGGAGGUGGACGCGUGGAUCUCCAGCGAGCUGAGUUCGGCCCCCGAGGGCCUCAGCAACGGCUGGUUUGUCAGCAACCUGGAGUUCUACGACCUCCAGGACAGCCUCUCCGACGGCACCCUCAUCGCCAUGGGGCUGUCCGUGGCCGUGGCCUUCAGCGUGAUGCUGCUCACCACCUGGAACAUCAUCAUAAGCCUGUACGCCAUCAUUUCAAUCGCCGGGACCAUCUUUGUCACCGUCGGUUCCCUUGUCCUGCUGGGCUGGGAGCUCAACGUUUUGGAGUCGGUCACCAUCUCGGUGGCGGUGGGCCUGUCCGUGGACUUCGCCGUCCACUACGGGGUCGCUUACCGCCUGGCCCCGGACGCCGACCGGGAGGGGAAGGUGGUCUUCUCCCUGAGCCGCAUGGGCUCUGCCAUCGCCAUGGCCGCCCUGACCACCUUCGUGGCCGGGGCCAUGAUGAUGCCGUCCACGGUCCUGGCCUACACCCAGCUGGGCACCUUCAUGAUGCUCAUCAUGGGCAUCAGCUGGGCCUUCGCCACCUUCUUUUUCCAAAGCAUGUGCCGGUGCCUUGGGCCGCAGGGUACCUGCGGUCAGAUCCCUCUACCCAAAAAGCUCCAGUGCAGUGCCUUCUCCCAUUCCUUGUCUGCCAGUCCUGGGGACAAAGGACAAAGCAAAACACACGCCCUGAAUGCUUAUCACGUGGAUCCCAGGGCCCAAAAGUCUGACAUGGAGCAUGAGUUUUACGAACUAGAGCCCCUGGCGUCCCACGGCUGCCCCGCCUCCGAGAAGGCUGCUUACGAAGAGACCCGCACCUGCCCCGAGUUUCUGGGCAGCCCCGCGCACGCGGCUCACAACAGCGAGCUGGGCAAAAGCGCCAGGAGCGAGCCAGGCGCCGCGCUGCUGCAGCCACCCCCGGAACAGCACACGAUGUGUCACUUUCUCUCUCUGAACCAGAGGUGCAGCUGCCCAAAUGCCUACAAACACUUGAAGUACGGCCCGCACCCUUGCCAGCAGAUGAGCGACUGCUUGUGCCACCAGUGUGCCCAUGCCGCCGGCAGCUUUGUGCACGUCCAGAACGGCGGGGCGGCCCUGAAGGCGGCACACCCGGCCCCCGAGGGCUUCGGGCACCCCAUCCCACACAUCCGCCACUGCCCCUGCCUGCAGGGCAGAGCAAAAGCGCCCGGAAUGCAGAGCCCCCGGCCUCGGAGUUUCUUCCUCCCCCCGGGGCACAUCCAGGACCAAACAGGGAAGAGCAGCGCGCACAGCCUGCAGAGCGUCGAGGAGCAUCUGCCAAAGGUGGCCGAGCCAUCAGCGUUUGUCUGCAGGAGCGCAGGAUCUUUACGGAAAGCGUGUUGUGAUCCUGAGAGUAACCAAAGGGGACCCGGUCAGAUCAGAGACACGGGGAAUGUGGCAGGCGGUGCGGGGACUGAAAGCAAGGCCUCCAGUUCAGCGGGUCAGGCCGACAGGGCAGAAACGGGAGCCGAGCAGAGCUCGCCACAGACCGAUGUCACUGUGAACUCAGAACGUUUAAAUCGGAAUGAACCGAAAUUUCUAUCGAACCAUUUAAUGGGGGAGGCUGGCUGCGGGUCGUGCCCAAACCGUCCACACGGCUGCGGCAGGGUGGCCAGAGUGAGGUGCGGCUCUGUGCACUGCCAGGUGCCAGCCUUCGAAGGCGGUGUGCCUGCUGUCCUGGCACACUCGGAACUUUCGGGUGAGAGUCUGUUAAUAAAAACGCUUUAAUAAAUAUAGUAUUAAAUUCAGAA